ACAUGUUAACACUUGGUUUCUUUGGAUAAGUACACGCUACACAUCUUGAAUACUAUCAACAUUCCCUAUAUUAUUUGCAAUGACGGCAGACGGUAGUCGUUUGGUGAAUGCGAUAUUUUAACCAUUGCCGGUGAAUAGGAUUUCAUUAAAGUUUUUCAAUUAUAAUCCGACCAGAAAUCCGCUCAUUGCUCAACCAAAAAACGAAGUGAAUAAAAUACGUCAUCAUGCUGGACUUUUGGCUUUCUAUCGUGCAAAGUUUAUUGUUAUUAAAUUAUGCAACCGCUCACAAACCGGUUGUCUACUCGGUUCAGUCUCCUCGGUCGAAUGCAGAUUACUAUAGAACAUGCGCCCCGCGUGUCCGGUGCGAUCCGCAGUCCAAGUACAGGACAUUUAAUGGAUCUUGUAAUAACUUGGAACACGCUUCGUGGGGUUCGUCUAACACGCCCCACCUCAGGCUGGUCGACGCGGUUUACAACGGCGGAGAACGAGAAUUUCGCAAACAGGUCAACGGUUUGCCGUUGCCUGGACCUCGAGAACUGCAAAACAAUCUGUUCCAGGACGUAUCCAAUAGCUGGUUCGACGAUUAUAACGUGCAUUUAAUGGAAUGGGGACAGUUCCUCGCCCACGAUAUAACUCUUAUGCCGCCAGACGGUUCGGGACCCGCAGACUGUUGUGCUGUACAAAAUCAGUUGAACGCUAUCCCGUACCAAUGCCGAGCGGUAAUCAGAAUACCCAAAGACGAUCCAGUAUACACGCAAACCAGAAGAAACUGCAUGCCCUUUAGACGAGCAACGACCUCGUCGAGUUUCAAUUGCGCGCAGUUACCGAACAUAUUUAUGGUACAGACUUCGCAGUACAUCGACGCCUCGCAAGUGUACGGAUCGAACGACAGCAUGGCGGCUUCGCUUCGGACGUUUAGAGACGGUCGACUUAGGUCCGAGUUGGUACAGAAUGGUCAAGAGUUUUGUCCGCAACGCAGAAGAAUGUCUUCGGUAUGUGACGGUCGGCAAAACGUCGGCGUAUGCUACGAUGCCGGGGAUCCUCGAGUUAAUCAGAACCUUGGAAUAGCAUCAUAUCAAAACGUAUUUUUGAGAUUCCACAACUAUAUAGCGACUCAUCUACAAGCAAUUAACCCACGAUGGUCAGACGAAAUCAUAUAUCAGGAAGUUCGCAGAAUUAUCGGUGCAAUAAUACAGAUAAUUACUUACAAGGAGUUCAUACCGAGCGUGAUUGGUAAGAGAUUUAGCGAAGAAGCCGGCCUGUCUAUUUACAAUAGUAGGACGGUGUACGACAAAGGUCUCAUGUCUUCCACGGGACUUGAGUUUGCGGCUGCAGCGUACAGAAUUUUGCAUAACAUCAUUCCGACUCAAUUAAAUUACAUUGACGAAUCUCACCGAUAUGUAGGAGCGGUCAACAUAACAGAUUUUAUGAACAUGCCCGGCCAAAUCCAAAUUGGGUCCAACCUGGAAUACUUGCUGACUGGUAUGAGUGAAACUUCGGGUCGCAAGAAUCAACCUUCGUACAAUAACUUGAUAUCCAACUUCAUGUUCCAUUUCAAUACGCCUGAUACAGCUGACUCGAGCCUGAUAGCUACAGACAUACAGAGAGGACGGGACACGGGUCUACCUCCGUAUUUCGUUGUCAGGCAACAAUGUAAAUUAUCUGCAGUAAAGAGUUUUGAGGACCUGCUUGCUAUAAUGGUGCCGAAUGAAGCCAAGCUAUUGAAAAAUCUCUACGCUUCAGUCUAUGAUGUUGAUCUAGUAGUGGGAAUGUUGUUGGAGAUACCGGAACAAGGUUCCAUGGUUGGUCCAACGGCCAGAUGCAUUUUAGCUGAUGGAUUUUAUAGGUUUAGGUACGCCGAUCGUUUUUUCUUCGAUGUACAAGGACAACCAGGCAGUUUCACACAGGAACAACAGGAAGUAUUAAAAGGCAUUGAUGUAGGACAUAUUUUAUGUGUUACCACUAAGAUGCGUGAAGCACAAAAAGAAUUUUUCAGAGCUCCUGGUCACGAGAUCUACUCGAAGCAAACGCUCAAAUGUAAGGAGGUAAAAAACAUGUCAAAUUUCAGUGCAUGGAGAUCCAAUACAAGAAAUUAAACAUCUCCUUGGACACGAUUUUUGAUGUACAUAACGUAUGAUGUUGAAAUACUCAUAUUGAUGCUCCCAAGUUAUUAUGGA
This is a messenger RNA of Adelges cooleyi (spruce gall adelgid), 2177 nucleotides long. Its product is annotated as peroxidase-like. The transcript is spliced from 13 exons. The coding region runs from base 225 to 2096 and encodes 623 amino acids. Lineage: Eukaryota; Metazoa; Arthropoda; Insecta; Hemiptera; Adelgidae. Gene Ontology annotation, biological process: response to oxidative stress. Gene Ontology annotation, molecular function: peroxidase activity; heme binding. The record is from RefSeq and is a predicted model, not a curated record.